This is a messenger RNA of Triplophysa rosa, 6693 nucleotides long. RefSeq names its product patched domain containing 1 (gene ptchd1). The record is from RefSeq and is a predicted model, not a curated record. Gene Ontology annotation, cellular component: synapse; plasma membrane. The transcript is spliced from 3 exons. Lineage: Eukaryota; Metazoa; Chordata; Actinopteri; Cypriniformes; Nemacheilidae. Bases 870 to 3608 code for a protein of 912 amino acids. Gene Ontology annotation, biological process: chemical synaptic transmission; cognition.
UGCGCGAGUUGCGGCGGUAUCACCGGCCGGCUCCUCGAAAGACUGCAACUUCCGAAUCAUCUGGGCAAUUAAGUGUCGCAUCGUCUGCGUUUGCGAACCGUUUAUGUGGAGCUAUCUCGUGUCCUCUGGACCAACGGUAACAAAUGCCUUAACUUGAAUCUUCCGGUGAGGAAAUGCCCACAAGUGGCCGAGCUGGAGCUGCGCGGAACCCGCACGCAUUCUGCACCGCGGGUCGGUGAUGGAGAUUCGUGUUUCUCGAAUAGCGGACAGCGGUCGUGCAGGGUGCGGUGCUGAAUCGGACUCGCAGCUUAACAUGAACCAAUGACACACACCUCGUAGAUGAUGGAAUAUACAAAACUGUAUUUAUGCAUCUUAAACUGUUUGCAAGUAGUGAGGUGUUAAUGACCAAAACACUGUUGAUAAUAAACAUACCAUAUGAUCGCGUUCCGUAAAAUGCACUUAAUUUCUGGCGUGCAAAAUACGCUUAUGCUGCUUUUGAGAUAUUUAAAGGAAAAAGUGAUGUGGUUCUGUUGGUUGAACUGAGCAAAUCGUUACUUAUCCUCGAACGUCGCAUUCGUGGAAAUGUGCUUACUGGCAUAAAACGGCAAAGACGUGACUGGUAAUAUCUUUCUUUGUCAGAUGCUUGUUGUUAUGAAUAUGACCAACAUUAAGUUACUUAUUUACAAUAGUCACAGUUUCCAAGUGACCACAAUUACCACAUGAAACAAAGCAACCAAAACAGCAAUUAUUCUGUAUUUUAUUCAUAGCAGGAAAGUAAAUGCAGCACCAACAAAAAUGACUUUGACCCAACCGGACCUGAGAUUACAGUGAUCCAGCUGCGUGAGUUGCACAUCGAAGCUCCGGAUCUGAUGCUGGUGACCAGGCGGUGGGAGAGGCUCGCGACCCGCACAUUGUUCCUCGCCCUCGCGCUGUUGCUGCAUUCUAGGAUGUUGCGACAAGUUUUGCACGAGGGGCUGAGGACGUCAUUCCACAAACUGGGCCACUUUGUAGCCAAUCAUCCGGUGUUUUUCGCCUCCGCGCCCGUGUUGAUCUCCAUCCUGCUCGGCGCGAGCUUCAGCAGAUACCGCAUAGAGGAAAACGUGGAGUACCUGUUGGCCCCUAAGCACAGCCUGGCGAAGAUCGAGGGGAACUUGGUGGAUAGUUUGUUUCCGGUGAACCGGUCCAAACACACGCUGUACUCGGACCUGCAGACACCUGGGAGAUAUGGCCGGGUCAUUGUGACCUCGCGCAGGGGGAGCGUGCUGGACCCUCAUUACGUCAGUUCUGUGCUUAAGCUCCACAACACAAUCACUCAGAUCCAGGUGCCCAUGCUGGGCUUCAACUACACCUUUGCCCAUCUCUGCCUGCUGGAUGACAGCAAGAACUGCAUCGUGGACGACAUCCUCCGGGUUCUUGAGGAGAUGCGGUCAGCACGGGCGUCUAACCGUUCCAUACCACUUCUGCGUUACCCUAUCACCAGACUCAAAGACGGGCGGGAGGCCUACAUAGGCCACCAACUGGGCGGUGUCCAGACGGGAGGAAGAGAUGGGGUUCGGUCCGCUCAAGCCCUUCAGCUCACAUACUACCUGCACCCAGCCAGCCCGCUGAACGAGGUGGUGGCCGCUCACUGGGAGCUGGUGUUCUGCAGGGAGCUUGACGACUUUGGAGAGGCUCACCCGGAGCUUGGCUUGUACCCCUUCACCUCCUCCUCUCUACAAAGGGACUUCCAAAGGACGAGUCGGGUGUCGGAGCGGCCACUGCUUUUUAGCCUGGCUGUGUGUCUCUCGCUAGCGAUGCUUUGCUGCUCGAUGCGGGACUGCGUGCGGACUAAACCCUGGCUGGGUUUGCUGGCUCUGGUAACGGUCAGCCUCGCUACGCUCACCUCUGCGGGCAUCUUCAACCUCACGGGUGGAAAGUACAACUCAACAUACCUCGGCAUUCCUUUUGUCAUGCUGGGUCAUGGCUUGUUCGGCACAUUUGAAAUGCUGUCAUCUUGGCGUCGGACUCGCGAGGACCAGCACGUAAAGGAGCGUGUUGCGGCUGUGUUCUCAGACUGCAUGCUGCCAUUCACAGCCAGCACAGCCUUGCACGUGGUAACAUUCGGCAUCGGAGCCAGUCCAUUCACGAACAUCGAGGCCGUGCGUCUCUUCUGUCAAAACGCCUGCAUCUCAGUGCUCUUCAACUACCUCUACAUCCUCACCUUAUACGGUUCCAACCUGGUGUUCGCCGGCUACCUGGAAAACAACUACCGCCACAGUUUGUUCUGCAGGCGCGUCCCGAAACCCGAGUUACUCCAGCAGAAGCCAGCGUGGUAUCGGUUCCUCAUGUACACGCAUUACAACGAGGAGGCCACGGAAACCGGACCUCUGCGUGCUUACGAGAGUCACCUCCUUUUAGCCUUCAUGAAACGGUAUUACUGUGACUGGAUCACCAACACUUACGUCAAACCAUUCGUGGUUCUUUUCUACCUGGUCUAUGUGUCCUUCGCCCUCAUGGGCUACCUUCAGGUCAGCGAGGGUUCAGAUCUUAGUAACGUGGUUGCCAAGGAAACAAGCACCAUAGCAUACACCCGUGCCCAACAGCGGUAUUUUAGUAGUUACAGCCCCGUGAUCGGCUUCUACAUCUACGAGUCGAUCGAGUACUGGAACACCAGCGUGCAAGAAGACCUCCUACAGUACACCGGAGGAUUCGAACGCAUCUCCUGGUUUGAGAGUUACCUCAACUACCUUCACGGCCUGAACGUUACCACAAGCCUGUCGCGCAGCAACUUCACCGAACACCUGCGAUCCGGAUUUCUUCGUCAACCCUGUUACAUGCACUUCUCGGAUGACAUCAUCUUCGCCAAGCGUCCGGACGGCGAAUUUGACGUGGUGGCUUCUCGUAUGUUUCUAGUGGCCAAGACUACGGAAAACAAACGAGAGGAGAUGUCAAUCCUACUAGACACACUGAGGAAGUUAUCGCUGACCUCCAGGGUAAAGUUUAUUAUCUUUAAUCCAUCCUUUGUGUAUAUGGACCGCUACGCUUCAUCGGUUGGCGCACCGCUGAAGAACUCUUGCAUUGCUGCGGUUUUUCUGCUGUUUUUUUCCACCUUUUUGGCAGCUGACCCACUGGUGAAUGCCUGGCUGACUGUGACGGUAGCCUCCGUCGAAUUCGGGCUGGUGGGUUUCAUGACUUUGUGGCAGGUAGAGUUGGACUGCGUCUCGGUGCUGUGUCUGAUAUACGGAGUGAACUACGCCGUAGACUCCAGCGCUCCGCUAGUGUCCGCCUUCGCUCUAGGCCGGGAAUCUACCCGCACCCGCUGGGUAAAACUGGCACUGGAGCGGCACGGAGUUCCUGCCCUUCAGAGCUACUUGUGUUACGGGGCUGCUCUGCUCCCUCUGGCGGCCGUGCCAUCUAACCUCACCCGCACGCUCUUUAGGUGCCUCUUUCUUACCGCCAUCAUCACAGCCUUCCACUGUCUGGCCAUCCUCCCCGUCCUGCUCACCUUCCUGCCACCCUCCAAGAAAAAUAGGAGGGAACAAAAGAAUGCUGCGGAAGACAGGGAAGAGAUUGAGUGUGUGGAGAUGGUGGACAGCACACGGGUGGUUGAUCAGAUUACCACUGUCUGACCGCAUUGAGGGUGCCUAGAGGAUUCGAAAAAGAGGGGAAACCACUACACCCCAGGGGGGUGGCAGAGGGAGACCUGAGAUACAGCCACUGUGCAGAUGGGCUUCCAGUUCUCCUAAAUGCCCGAGAUGGCUUUUAUGGGUGUACUUUAGCACAAACAAGACCAUAUUUUUAAGCAAAGCUUGUUUGUGAUGCUAGAUGAGUUUGAGGUUGAGCCAUUAAAAAUGGGCUCUGUUGUCAGAAGAAAGGUAGAGGCCAGAUGAACCGAAUUGCUGCACAGUUGCAGAUAUUAAGAAAAGGCUCUUCGGAUCUGCAGUCUUGCAGAACUGUUGAAAUCCAAGUUUGAUUUUAAUAAGACAUCACACACAAUGUCUCUGGUAUCAUUAUCAGUAUCAUUAGGGAUGCACCGAUAUGUAAAUUUUGAACGAUAACCGAUAAUCCUUUAACAUUGGAAGCCGAUAACCGAUAUAUUGGCCGAUAUACAGUAUCUAAAUAUUCAUAUAAAAUUCCCUAAGACUGAAACAGAAGGCAAAACGUGGACAACUGCUUUUUAACUGUGAGCAGCAUGCAGCUGAAGAAGUUUAACCAGAGGAAAUCAUUUAUCAUUUAUCGGCUAUAAUAUAUCGGCCUACAGUUUAUUAUCGGCCGAUACAGAUAACAUUAAAAAUGACCAUUUAUUGUGCAUCCCUAAUGGUAAUGCACGGGGAGCCUAUCAUAACAAGACGUUCAGAAGGCACUAAGCUAAAGACCAAGCAGCCAUAUUCAUAUCUGCUGAUACUGUAGCCAUGAGCCUAAUGCACCUGAAGUCAUCUUUUCUCAGCGAGAAACCAGAUGUAGAUGUUUUAAUGAGAACAUAUAUAUGUCUCUGGGGAUGUAGUGGUAUUAUAAACAUAGAAAGGUUCAGGAUAGCGUCAUCCAUUAUCAUUUCACCACUGACCGUGGUGGUCACCUCCCCCACCCUGACCGUGUCUCAGAGGUAUUAAAGGCUGACAUAAGGAAGAUAAAAAUGGGAGGGAGAAAAGAAAGAACAGAAUGGGGGAGGAAAAGAGAUACAGGGAAGCUUGACAGGUUGAUAUGCGGUGCAGUGCUUCCAUGGUAACCCUGAUCACAGUUUAGUUGCAUUGUGUGUGAAUGGUUUCCCACUCCCUCAAGUUCAGUACGGCUGCUUAACAAAUACAUUUGGAGCUUAAUCUUUCUAAGGAUUUUAACCAUGCUUGUAUUUAAAAAUGCUGAAAAUCACCUUGUCACAGACAACGCUCCUUAUCAAUAUGCAUGAGCCAGAGGCCCCGCGUUUUCCCGCUUUUGCCCUCUGUGUAUGAGAGGCUUUAAGAAAGGGCAUAUACUGUAGAGAGACUGAGAACAGCGGGGGGAGAGAGAGAUAUUUUUCACAUUCUCCUCAGCCAGUAGACAACAGAUGUCAAAUCACAUUAUACAGUAUAAGUCUACAUUAUAAGUGAAACUGCUACAUGACAGACAUUAGAGAGAUAUUUUAUUUUUAAUGCGACGUUAAGUGGAAUGGGAUGUCGGGCCAGUCAGAUUUCACAGUGGGCAGGGUAAGCAGGUGCAAUGUUGCAGAAAUACAGUAUAGUGACAAAUUCCCCGUCACUUGUUGUACAAUAGGUCAGGACAACUUUUAGUUUUAUUGUGUAAUGCUUGGUCAUGGCACGGUUUGAAACCAAGUGUAGUUAUGAUGUCUGAGAGGCAGAAUAGAACAUCAUUGCAAAGUGUCAGAUGUCUGGUUAUAAUGCUUUCAGCAAUUUCAUUAGCGUGUUUUGGGAUCUCAGUGGUCUCAGACCAGUCAACUGACUGAAGCAUUCAUUGAUGUCAAUCAAGCUCUCUGAAUGUAUCCUUUUUGUUGUGCACUUUCAGCCCCUCCCACUUCUCUUGAAUGGGUGAUAAUCAUUCUCCAAACCUUCACAUGCACCUGAAAAAUCUGCCAGUUUGUCUGUCCAUCUCUCCACCCAACUGUCUGUCUAUCCGUCUGUUUUGUCUGGGUAGGCUGAACCAGUCUCGACUGCAUUUGAAAGUGUGUGCCCUUUAAGAAAAAUAUGAAUAUGAUUGACAAACGGGAAUAAUGUUAAUCUGCUUAUCUUUUACCUGUCCUCGUUCUUGUCAGUUCUGCUGGAUAUGAACAUUUGAUGCAAACUCCUUCACAUACCUCUGCUUUCAUACUGAUACACUCAGGCUUGCAUCAUUUCAGUUUGUUUGCACACCUCCACUGUAUAAUUCAGUCCAAAUAUAAUUGCUGUGAAGCAGUUUUGGCACCGGGCCCUUUGAAGAUGUCAAAAGCCAGUGGAAAGACUGAACAAAAAAGAAUCCACCCACAUUGGCUUGCACGCACGCACGCACACACACACACACACACAGCUUAAGAGUAUAAGCAUUCUAACUGAUAUGCCUCUGGAGGAGAUGAUGGUUGCUUUUUUUAUCUGUUUCUAUGAAUUUCAGAUGAAUAAAAAUUAAAAGAGGGUAAAACUUAAAGAGAACGGCUCUGUUUGUGUGGUAGCACUUGUUUGUUUGUGUCAUGAAAGGGCUUUUAAUGUUCAGUCAGUAAACAGGACCAAUUGAUCUAGUUCUAGAUUCAAAAUUGCAUCCUGCUGCCAUCUAGCGGCGAAUUUUAUUACGUGACAGAUUUAAAGAUGCAGAUUUGUUAAUGGAGUGGAUGCAUUGAAUAGAUGGACACAUGAAACUUUGUGUGGUUUAACCAGAAGUGUAACCAAAGCAACACACACAGACUAGAAGAGAGUUAGUGUGGGGACUGAAUUGGAAUUCACUCCCACAGUGUGACAUGAAGAGCAUCCUCCACACAUGAAGAGCGCUCAGAUUCAGGACUCAGGACUUCUUUAGUGUAGAGAGCUGUGAAAAUUGCUUGCCUGUCGUUGCCAUUAGUAAAGGGUUCAUUACGGCGACGGUAAGGGUCAUCUGAGCAACAGUAUGACUGCGUGUAUGUGUCUACUGAGCAAUCCCGGAAAAAUGGUCUCCUGGAGAUGAGACAAAAAUUUCCUGUAGGGACAUUUAGGAUGUUUUAAUUUCCACAACUAUAUAAACAAAGUAAACAAUGCUUUUUUUAAAAACAUUUUUGUUAGG